Messenger RNA from Protopterus annectens (West African lungfish), 2153 nucleotides. It is a transcript of the gene CIART, whose product is annotated as circadian associated repressor of transcription. The transcript is spliced from 7 exons. The record is from RefSeq and is a predicted model, not a curated record. Gene Ontology annotation, biological process: negative regulation of DNA-templated transcription; circadian regulation of gene expression. NCBI's taxonomy places the organism in Eukaryota, Metazoa, Chordata, Ceratodontiformes, Protopteridae. Gene Ontology annotation, cellular component: nucleus. Gene Ontology annotation, molecular function: RNA polymerase II cis-regulatory region sequence-specific DNA binding. Bases 1 to 1527 code for a protein of 508 amino acids.
AUGUCGGUGUUUUCAGCUUUGGGAUUCUGGACUGUCGAUCAUUUACGUUGUCGGUCUUCCGGUGUCGGUCUUCUCCUUGUUGGCGUUUUCAGCUUUCGCUCUUUUCAGAGCGACGUUAUUCGUAGAUACUUUAGGACGGACAGUCUGUGUAGUUUGACAUCUGAGGGAGAUACGAAACUAGUUAAGGACUACAGCGGCACCAGUAGCUACAUUGUUGAAGACAUCAGCGACAGUGAUGAUGAUGAUGACUUGGAUUAUCUCUUAACUGAAAGUGAAGAAGAAGUAGAAACAAACUCUGAAGAAUCAGCUAAUGAUUUGUUGCAAAAUAAUGGGACACAGCUUUUCUCUACAUCUGUAACUACAGAGUUAAAGUCCAACCCGCUUAGUUUAGGCAAGAAGUGUAGGACUGCAGAGCCCAAUGUUCCAGCCUAUGUUCAGCCUCCUAUGUACAAUGUUUGUCAUCAGAAGUACAUGGGAAAAAUCCAAGACUCUCGGGCAAAAGCUACAGAUGUUGCUGUGAGCAGACUGAACACUUUUUCUACACGAGCUUUAAGCAAUGGAGUCAAAAGAAAGCGAGAAGAAAGCAGCACAAACAAAGUACAGAGUCUAGAAGAAGUAACCCGAGUCAAAACAAAGGGAGACCUGAUAUUUGCAGAAAAGUGCAAAGAGCUUCGGGUCUUUAUCAGACCUCUGAUGGGGCUUCUCAAUGGACUGAAGACGGGGCGAUACGAGAAAGGUCUCAGUAGCUUCCAGCAGAGCGUUGCAAUGGACAGAAUUCAUAGGAUCGUGGGAGUUCUACAGAGGCCAGCGAUGGGGGAACGCUAUCUUAGAACAUUGCUUCAGAUUGAGAUGAUGUUGAAGUUGUGGUUUCCUAAAGUGUCCUUAAAGACAAAACUGUCACAAGAUACCAGCAUAGAGGACUUUGAGCACCAUAAAGCCAAGUGUCCACGGACUAGUGUCUUCCAUUCUGAGAGCCCUGAAGCAGUUGGUCUUAAUUUUGGGAAGCAUGCCAUUGCACGGUCACCCUCAGUGGUGGCCAGCGGCUCCCAGCUGACUGUAGGUGGUGCUGGACUAGAUAAUCCCCACUUUAAGACUAGUUCGGGUGCAGUUAAUAUGACAUGGAUGCAUAUCUCCCCCAUAUGUAACCCACCUCCUUUGGAACCUAACGUUUGUGUGAGCUCUGACACUCCGAAGACUAGAAUGGAGUCUGGCAGUACUGGCUAUGGUGUCGUCUUGCUUCUGGACAGUAGCUAUGCAGUACCUGUUUGCUGUGCACAUUGUUCAUCUACCCUCCCCGUCAGGACAGAUUCAGGAUGCUUUCAUGGCUGUUAUGUCUUACCAUCUUCAAGUAAAUACAACCAUCUGAGGUGCCAAAGUGCACCAGUUACCUUGCCAGAAGUCAACAGUGCUUGUGGAAUGCAAAGAACCCAUUCUGAAUCAUCCUUUUCUUCAUUGACAUCUAGCACAGAGCUCAAAAAAACUGGCCAGUCUGAACUAAAAACAUCUCUUUAUAUGUGCAGUAUUUAAUUGCCAGCUUUUGAAUGUGUAUGUAUGUGCGAGAAUAUAUGCAAGCACACACAUGCACAGAUUGUGUAUGCAUGUUUUUUUUACUUGAUGAAGUACUCUUGGGAUACCAUUUCGAAGCCAAACAGCAUUAGCACUUGCAUAACAACAGUAUGCAUUCUUUUUUGCAUCCCCUGCUGUGUCCAUCAAGAGGCUGUCCAUGAGAGUCUGCAUCUUUUGAUAUAGCAAGAUACUAUAAUAAAAAUGUGUUUUUGAUAUUGCUAUUCAGUUGCAAUUCAUUUUGCAGAAUGAGUUCAGUUUUGUUUAAUGCACACUCUUCACUGGCUUCUUCCAGAUAUGAAUUUCACAGUAUACUAGGAAAUCUUCCUGUCUUUAUUCAAUAUUCACUGCUUUGAUGUUUCUGAGGUAGACCUGUAUGUUAGUUCAGCAGCAUGUGGUUUAGAUCCACAUGUUUGGGGGGGGGGGGCUUGGUACCUUUGGAGUUCUGAAUACCUGUUAAAAUUGUAUGAUAUGUAAAUUCUGUAAAAUGAACACAGUUUGUAAGCUUUUCUUUCUGUAGUUCGAUAAUCUUGUAUGUAAGUAACAUCUUGUAAAGCUGUACAUAAUUUUAAUAAAGUAGUUACAGCUGG